Lingula anatina is the source of this 2226-nucleotide messenger RNA. Its product is annotated as guanylate cyclase soluble subunit beta-2. Gene Ontology annotation, molecular function: heme binding; guanylate cyclase activity. The record is from RefSeq and is a predicted model, not a curated record. Gene Ontology annotation, biological process: response to oxygen levels; cGMP biosynthetic process. Lineage: Eukaryota; Metazoa; Brachiopoda; Lingulata; Lingulida; Lingulidae. Gene Ontology annotation, cellular component: guanylate cyclase complex, soluble.
UCAUUUGCGCUGAAAAGGUAACGUGAUGGACGUCUACUAUAUGAGCGGAAACUGACAGAGAGAGAAAUGUAUGGACAAAUCCAUGUCGUUGUCAAGGACCUGGUGAUAUCAAAGUUUGGGAAAGGAGUCUGGGAGAAGAUUCUUGCCAAGGCCGGGUGUGAUGACAUCGACGACUUUUUGGUAUUUCACUACUACUCCGACGAAAGAACGGUCGGUCUUAUUGUAUCUGUCUCAGAAAUAUUGGGCGUCCCUGUACCGGCCGUCCUUGAACUGUUUGGAGAGUAUUUCUUCACCUAUUGUUUUCAACAUGGCUAUGACAAAAUGUUACGCACACUCGGGGGAAAUCUCAAGGAUUUCAUUCAAAAUUUGGACCCCUUGCACUCUCUGCUGGCGUUAACUUACAGGAACAUUGAGGCCCCGUCGUUCAGGUGUGAGAGCAAUGAAGACGGCACCCUCACGUUACACUACAUCUCCCCUCGCAAGGGGCUCUACCCCAUCGUGAUAGGUGUUGUUAAAGCAGUGGGGAGAGAACUUUUCAACAUCGACUGUACUAUCGAAGUGAUAGAUCGGCUGGGAGAGCAAACAAACACCAACAACGUUGGCAUGGCGGCUCAGGACCACGUGAUCUUCAGGGUUACGGAAAACAAAAACUCCUUAACAACAACAACAACAACAACAUCAAAAACAACCGCAGCCAAAGAGACUAGCACCCCUAACGGGGCAACAAACGGGACAUCAGUGAUCGCGGAAUCAAAGGACUUCAGUCCUCACUUUCCUGACUCCCUUCACAUUGAUCCUCGAAAUUUCUGCACCGCUUUUCCCUUUCACAUCAUAUUUGACCGUGAGUUGUGCGUGUUACAGAGCGGCACGGGUAUCCAGCGGCUGUGCCCUGAAAUUCGGGCAGCGGGGAGCAGUUUGCGGGAGAAUUUCGUCCUGGAACAUCCCCUUAUCAACAUGACUUGGGAUAACAUCGUGAUGUUCAUUAAUGCAGUGUUUGUGUUCUCGGUCAAGCAGACGAGAAUGCCGUUAAAAGGCCAAAUCGUUCUCCUCAACUUAGACGCCAUGCUGUUCAUCUGUUCCCCACGCCUUACUAACCUUAAUGAGUUAAUGGACAAGCAGUUCUAUUUGUCUGACAUUCCUAUUUAUGAUGUCACUAGGGAGUUGAUUCUCCUCAAUCAGCAGAGGGAGGCUGAAAUUGAAGUGAGUAAAAAAUUAGACGAGACCACUGCUGAACUAAAGCGCACAUCUCUGGCACUCGAAAGAGAAAAACAGAGGACAGAGUUUCUCCUGCAUCAAAUGUUGCCAAAGAAAGUAGCAGACCAACUCAAGCAAGGAAAAUCAGUUGAUGCAGAAAAAUUCGAUGAAGUCACCAUCCUAUUCAGUGACAUAGUUACCUUCACGAACAUCGCCGCAGCUUGCCAGCCUAUCGAUAUAGUACAUAUGUUGAACAAUCUGUAUGCAAAGUUUGAUGCUUCAACGACUAAAAACAACGUUUACAAGGUGGAGACAAUAGGGGACGCUUACAUGGUGGUGUCCGGAGUUCCGGAAGUGGUCAAGGACCACGCCGAGUGUGUCUGCGACCAGGCGUUGGACAUGGUGACGGCGGCCUCAGAGGUCAAGUCUCCGGCCACUGGCCGAGCGCUGCAGAUCCGUGUCGGGAUGCACAGUGGACCCGUGGUGGCCGGCGUGGUGGGACUGAAGAUGCCCCGGUAUUGCUUAUUUGGAGACACGGUGAAUACCGCCUCCAGAAUGGAGAGUCAUGGCAUCCCUGGCAAAAUACACCUCAGUCCAGAUACAUACAGGGCACUGAUGAGGAAAGGCGCUGCCUGUCGCUACCAGUUCCAGCCCCGAGGCGCCCUUAACGUCAAAGGUAAAGGAGUGAUGCACACACACUUCCUGGUCGGGAAAGACGAGAAGAGACCCGACCUAGUUGUUGAUGAGUCGGACGCUCAGUACCAGCGUCUGGAUCCCGAGGACACUCCAUCUAUGAAGCAAACAUCGGAGCAAAGCGCCGCAGCAAGUGUUAAAGGCGGGAGUGGCGCUAAUGGUAACAGUGACGUCACAUCGGUUCCUGUGACGCAACAGUCCCAGCUUGACGUCAAGGAGUCAAUCAAGACGUCACAAUCACACGAGGGCAGCCCAAACGGUUGCUGCAGCAGUAAUGAUAAUUGCACCGUUGUAAGGGAACCAAUCAGAGGGCGGAGUGCUACAUGCCAACUUAUGUGA